Messenger RNA from Theobroma cacao (cacao), 591 nucleotides. RefSeq names its product zinc finger, C3HC4 type family protein. NCBI's taxonomy places the organism in Eukaryota, Viridiplantae, Streptophyta, Magnoliopsida, Malvales, Malvaceae. The record is from RefSeq and is a predicted model, not a curated record.
CGUCAUUUUAUUUCCAAGUGCAAUUGAAAGUAAAAAAAAUCCCCAAAUCCGACGGUAAAACUCUGACCAUGAUCAGCGUUCUCGCUCAGGAGCGGUUGCUUGGUGCUGCACUAGGAAGCGCGUUGACGGGGAUCGUAGUAUUCGAGCAACGAAAACGCAUCUACGAAUCUAUUUCGGAUCACCAAUCUCAACUCGCUUCUCAAUCUCAGAUGAAAGAGCCCAUAUUUGGAAAGAAAUCUCGCUCAGAGUUUGCACUUCUAUGGAACAAAGCUGUGGACCAUAUAUUUGUGCCAGUAAUUGAGUCCAUUAGUUCACGUGGAUGGUAGAAGAAUUGGAGUAAUUUUACAAUCAACUUCUGAUGUGUCUAUUUUUUUCAUAUUAUUGCAUGCAAUGGCUUGCACUUAGUUCUAUCUCUCUUAAUCUUUUGAAAGGGAGCAUGCACAUCCCGGGGCUGUUCUAUGUUGUAAUACUUAACAUAUUAUAAUGGAAAAUGCAAUUUUCCUGGUAUAUCUUCAUUUCUUCUCCUUCUUCCUAGGACUUCAAUGUUUGAGGAGUAGAUUGUUUUGUCUAAACUGUCAAACAUUUGUUUCA